AUGUCUGUUGCUACACAAAAUCCUGAACAAAAUUCACAAGCUAAAGUAGCUCAAACUGGUGCUUCUGGAAAUGGAACAGCUAAUGGAGCUGUUGCUGGCACUAAUAACAAUACUUCUAAUGGUACCACCGGACAACGUUCUUACCAAUCCGCUUCCCUUUACGUUGGAGAUCUUCAUCCUGAUGUUUCUGAAUCUGUACUUUUUUCACAAUUCAGUACAGCUGGAACUGUUAUCUCAAUUCGUGUUUGCCGUGACACUGUAACCCGUAAUUCUCUUGGAUACGCUUAUGUUAAUUUUGAAAAAGUUGAAGAUGCUGAAAUGGCUUUGGAUACUAUGAAUUUUGAACCACUUAUGGGAAGACCAAUGAGAAUUAUGUGGUCUCAACGUGAUCCAUCUCUUCGUCGCUCAGGUGCUGGAAAUGUUUUCAUUAAAAACAUGGAUAAAUCAAUUGAUACUAAAUCUAUUUAUGAUACAUUCUCAAUGUUUGGAAACAUUCUUUCCUGUAAGGUUGCUACUGACGAGAAUGGAGUUUCUUUGGGAUAUGGAUUCAUUCAUUUUGAAACCGAAGAAUCUGCUCAAAAGGCUAUUGAUCGUGUCAAUGGUAUGCUUUUGGACGGAAAAAAGGUUUACGUUGGAAAAUUUAUUCAACGUGAUCUUCGCAAAAAGGAGAACUCUUCUGAUCAGAAGAAUUUUACUAAUGUUUAUGUCAAGAAUUUUGAUGACAAGAUCGAUGAUGAUACAUUAAGUAAAAUGUUCUCCAAGUACGGCGAAAUUACUUCAGCUGUCGUAAUGAAGACCGACGACGGAAAAUCCAAAGGGUUUGGUUUUGUUUGUUUCAAGGAUGCUGAAUCUGCUUCAAAAGCUGUUGCUGAAAUGAAUGAUACUGUUGUUCCUAACUCUGACAAAAGACUUUAUGUCGGAUGUGCUCAGAAGAAAAAUGACAGAUUACAUGAAUUAAAACAAAAGCAUGAAAUACAAAAAAGAGAACGUCUUGCUAAGUUUGAAGGUGUUAAUUUAUACGUCAAAAACUUAGAUGACACUGUCACUGAUGAACAACUUCGUCAACAAUUUGAAGGAUUCGGUACUAUUACCUCUGCUAAGAUCAUGAGAGAUGAACAAGAUCGUUCCAAAGGAUUUGGUUUUGUUUGCUACGAGUCUCGCUCUGAUGCCACAAAAGCAGUUACUGAAAUGAACGGUAAAAUGUUUGGAACUAAACCACUUUAUGUUGCUCUUGCUCAAAGAAAAGAAGAGAGAAAGGCUCAGUUGGCUACUCAGUACUUAAGAACAUUCCCUUACAAUAGGAUGAAUGCUCAGAUUCCACCAGUUUAUAGUAAUCAUCAUCCUGGAGGUUUCUAUCUUAAUGCUCCAAUGCAAAAUGGACGUGGACACUUUGGACCAUCAGGAGUUAAUGCUGGACAAGUUAGAAAUAAUGCUCCAAGAUGGAAUAACUAUCAAAAUGCUGGAGGAUUUAAUGGGAAUCCACAAAAUUAUCCAAUGCAAGGUAAUUAUCAAAAUCAAAAUGUAAGAGGAAAUCGUCCACAAGGUGGAGGACAAAAUGCACCACGUCAAUACAAUCAACGUAUGCCAAGAUCCAAUAUGCCACAACAGCCUAUGGUUCGUGGAACUGCAGUUAAUCCUCCAAUGCAAGGAAAACAAAAUAUGCAUCCAAAUUAUUAUGGUAUGCAACAACGUCCAGCCAACCAACCAAUGGGACAGAUGCAACAAGAAAUUUAUCAAAGUGGUCCUCAAGAACCAUUAACUGCUUAUACUUUAUCUAAAGCUUCUGUUCAAGAACAAAAACAAAUGAUCGGAGAAAGAAUCUAUCCUUUAGUUGCUAAGAAUUGCAAAGAUUCAGAUGUUGGAAAAAUUACAGGAAUGAUGUUAGAAAUGGACAACUCUGAAUUGUUAAUGAUGUUGGAUAAUGAAGAACUUCUCCAAUCUAAAGUAGCUGAAGCUGCUAAUGUUCUCAAUAAUGCUGCUAAGGCUGGAAAUCACUAA
Strongyloides ratti is the source of this 1998-nucleotide messenger RNA. RefSeq names its product Polyadenylate-binding protein 4. The record is from RefSeq and is a predicted model, not a curated record. Bases 1 to 1998 code for a protein of 665 amino acids. NCBI's taxonomy places the organism in Eukaryota, Metazoa, Nematoda, Chromadorea, Rhabditida, Strongyloididae. Gene Ontology annotation, cellular component: ribonucleoprotein complex. The transcript is spliced from 2 exons. Gene Ontology annotation, molecular function: RNA binding.